UUUAGCAUACAGGCUCAAGUCCUGAAGUUCUGCUCUGCCACCCACCACUGUGUGGCCUUGGAUAAAUUACUUGGCCUCUCUGAGCUUCGAAUUCUUCACCUAUAAAGAGUGAAUAACGUAUUGUCAAACAGUAUCUCUAAAAGGGUGGGCCAUGGAAGACCAUGGAUCGAUGCAUCAAAAUCAUGUGGGGAGCUUGUUCAAAAUACCAACACUUAGGCUCCACCGUCAGAGAUUCUGACUCAGUAUAUCCAGAAACAGUCUAUGAAUCUGCUUAUUUAGUCACUGUCCCAAGAGAUUCUGAGGAAACCACAAAAUAUUUCUGGGCUAGUUCUAAAUCAGGAGCCCAGAUGAACUUAAGGAUGCUAGCAUGGGAUUCUUAGUUUUUCAAGAUCCGUACACACCAAACCCUUAAUCACCCCAACUCCAGUGUCCGGGCUUUCUCUGGUUUUGUGAAGACUGAGCAAAACUCUGAUGAUGGAAAAGCAAAGGACUUAAUUACUUGCUUCGAUAUCAUUCAACAUCAACUGAGAAGUGAACCAGACGGUAGUACAGCCAUGGAAAGAAAUUCAAGUUUAUGGAAGAACCUAAUAGAUGAACACCCCGUCUGCACCAUCUGGAAGCAAGAGGCCGAAGGAGCCAUCUAUCAUCUUGCCAGUAUCUUAUUUGUAGUAGGUUUCAUGGGUGGCAGUGGAUUCUUCGGGCUCCUUUACGUCUUCAGUUUGCUGGGGUUGGGUUUCCUCUGUUCUGCUAUCUGGGCUUGGGUAGAUGUCUGUGCAGCUGACAUAUUUUCCUGGAAUUUUAUAUUGUUUGUCAUCUGCUUCAUGCGGUUCGUUCACAUCGCCUAUCAAGUUCACAGCAUAACCUUUGCGCGAGAAUUUCAGCUGUUGUACAGCUCCCUCUUCCAGCCUCUGGGGACCUCUUUGCCUGACUUCAGAACUAUUGCUAUGAGCUCAGAAGUGGUUACUUUGGAAAAGGAGCACUGUUAUGCCAUGCAGGGGAAAACCUCCAUUGACAAACUCUCCCUGCUUGUUUCAGGAAGGAUCAGAGUGACAGUUGAUGGCGAAUUUCUGCAUUACAUCUUCCCCUUCCAGUUCCUGGAUUCUCCUGAAUGGGACUCACUGAAACCCACAGAGGAAGGCAUUUUUCAGGUAACGCUCACAGCAGAAACUGACUGUCGAUAUGUGUCCUGGAGGAGAAAGAAAUUGUACUUGCUCUUGGCUCAGCAUCGUUACAUCUCCCGCCUGUUUUCAGUUUUAAUUGGCAGUGACAUUGCAGAUAAACUCUAUGCCUUGAAUGACAGGGUAUACAUAGGAAAAAGAUACCAUUACGAUAUCCGGUUACCCAACUUCUAUCAAAUGUCAAGUCCUGAAAUGUCCAGAUCAACCCUGACAGAACAUUUUCAGAAUUCCAGACGACAUUGUGAUAAAUGACACCGAAGUCUGCAGUUUAAUAAUGAUAAAAGACUCUCUUCAUCACUCCCCGAAUGAAAUAGCAAAAUACAGAAAAUUGAGCUCACUAAUAUUUUUAUAAAUCCAACUCAGAGGCGAGAUGCCACUGCCAGCUGUUUCAUUCAUCUCAAUGUGUGCAUUGUGAAGAAAUUUUACAAGUUUUUUUUCUGUAUUUCUCAUUGGAAUAUAUGGGGGGGCGGUGAGUAACUGUGGGCAGUUUGUCCUUUUCUGCAUCAGCACUGGGAGAAUGAAAUUUUGCGUUCUCAAACAUGUCCUCAGACUUAUUCAAAUCUGCUGCCUUGCCCUACUGAGUUAGUUAGGUGUUGCUUCUCAAGAAGCAGCCAGUAAGUACUCUCAGCAGGAGAGUGGGUAGCUACUGUCCACACGAGUGUUUCCAGAAUUCACUUUUUGCUACAACCUCUGAUGAAAGCAACAUGUGUUAUUGUGGUGAGCAGCAAUUACUUAUUUUAAAUGUGAAGUUAUUUAAUAUGACUAGAAAGCAGAAUAAAUGCAAGAGGUAACAGUAUGCCAAUCUUGAAGACUAUUUUAUUGCUACAAAUAAUUCAUCCGCUUAAUCAUUACAGUAAUGAUUACAGUACCUUACAGUAAUAGUCCUAAUCAUUACAAUAACAUAUUUUAAAAGAGGCAUUUCAUGAAAAAUAAA
Messenger RNA from Globicephala melas (long-finned pilot whale), 2112 nucleotides. It is a transcript of the gene POPDC3, whose product is annotated as popeye domain cAMP effector 3. Gene Ontology annotation, biological process: striated muscle cell differentiation; regulation of membrane potential; skeletal muscle tissue development. NCBI's taxonomy places the organism in Eukaryota, Metazoa, Chordata, Mammalia, Artiodactyla, Delphinidae. The record is from RefSeq and is a predicted model, not a curated record. Gene Ontology annotation, molecular function: cAMP binding. Gene Ontology annotation, cellular component: sarcolemma.